AUGGAACAAAAACCCAUGGAGCAAGGGGUGGACGACAUAGCCGACGAUUUACAAAGCAUGAGCUUCAACUCCACCACCACCGCCACAGACAUCCACCGCUCCACCAGUUCUGGCUCUGAAACCACCACUUGGACCUCCUCCUCCGCCCACCACUUCUACCCUCCCUCUACCGCCGUCAAACCUUACUCCUCCACCACUCCAUCCGGUGACCCAUGCUGGGACUCAAUCCGCCGCUUCCACUGCCUAUCCCUCUCCGAUCUUCGCUUUCUCCACCGCCUCGGCUCCGGAGAUAUCGGAUCCGUCUACUUAGCCAAACUCAAGUCACCGUCCUCGGAAGAGCAGCCAAAAUCCUCCCCGGUGGCUCUCUUCGCUGCUAAGGUCAUGGACAAGAAGGAACUCGCGAGCCGUAAUAAAGAAGGUAGAGCGAGGACAGAAAAGGAAAUUCUCGAAAUGCUCGACCAUCCAUUUUUGCCCACACUUUACGCCUCGAUUGACUCUCCGAAAUGGUCGUGCCUCUUGACGGAGUUUUGCCCCGGUGGAGACCUCCACGUCCUCCGCCAGGCUCAGCCGUGUAAGCGCUUCCCGGAAUCCUCCGUCAGAUUUUACGCAUCCGAGGUUGUGGUUGCUUUGGAGUACCUCCACAUGAUGGGAAUCGUAUAUCGUGAUCUCAAGCCUGAAAAUGUAUUAGUUCGAACAGAUGGUCAUAUAAUGUUGACUGAUUUUGACCUCUCUUUAAGAUGUGAUGACUCAACGUCUACACCGGUGCAAGUAAUUUCUACUCAAAAUAAGUCCAAUGCACUACCACAAAGCGAAUAUAGAAUCGACCCACCAUCGUUUGGCUCAACUUCUUGCAUUCUUCCCAACUGUAUAGUCCCUUCAGUAUCAUGCUUCCAUCCUAGGCGCAAGCGUAAAAAGAAGCAAGGCCACCACGCAGGUCCGGAACUUGUGGCCGAGCCGAUUGAUGUUCGAUCGAUGUCGUUUGUUGGGACCCACGAGUACUUGGCUCCAGAGAUAGUAUCCGGGGAAGGCCAUGGCAGUGCAGUGGACUGGUGGACCUUAGGGAUAUUCAUUUUCGAGUUGUUUUAUGGUGUGACACCAUUUCGAGGUAUGGACCAUGAGCUAACCUUAGCGAACAUCAUUGCUCGAGCCCUCGAGUUUCCAAAAGAGCCUGUUAUACCUGCCGCAGCAAAGGACCUAAUAUCUCAGUUGCUUGUUAAAGAUCCAGAAUACCGAAUGGGAUCGAAAAUGGGCGCAUCGCCAGUUAGACGCCAUCCGUUCUUUCAAGGAGUGAAUUGGGCACUUUUGAGAUGUACGGCUCCACCUUUCAUCCCUCCAUCUGUGAAUGGAGAUUAUUUAUCUGAUGAAGGUUGUCCUGGAACUAUUGUGGACUAUUACUAG
Messenger RNA from Fraxinus pennsylvanica, 1398 nucleotides. The record is from the annotation of a GenBank genome assembly. NCBI's taxonomy places the organism in Eukaryota, Viridiplantae, Streptophyta, Magnoliopsida, Lamiales, Oleaceae.